Molecule: messenger RNA, 1745 nt
Organism: Zootoca vivipara (common lizard)
Lineage: Eukaryota; Metazoa; Chordata; Lepidosauria; Squamata; Lacertidae
Gene: RAC3
Product: Rac family small GTPase 3
Biological process (GO): small GTPase-mediated signal transduction
Molecular function (GO): GTP binding; GTPase activity
Source: RefSeq, a predicted model, not a curated record
AAGAAAAAAGCACUGCCUGUUUUAGACAAUACCCAGUGAGAUGGGGAAAUGGCUAGGAAUCAGAAGUGCGAGCAUGCAAAUGAAAUUUCAAACACAUAGGAAGGAAAUGCUAUGACUGGGUACAAGGUGUGUGACCUCUCUCUAUGCAAUGGCUUGCCAUUAGGCAAUGCUGGUGCUGAUCUUAACAGAAUCAGUCCACGGACAUUAUAUCACAAGCAUCUCUUUUAAAAAUGUGUGUUGCACAGAAAAAAACAGUAGAGAGCAGUAUAUUUGUUUCCUACCAAAUGGUUUUAACAUGUAUUCUCAUGUACAGCACCAGCACUUCUCCUGCUGCUGCUGCUGUCUCCCCCCGAAGGCCAUCUUUUUAUGUGAUCAUGUGGGUGAAAAUUUGUCCCUUUGGCUUUUGUGCUUGCUGGCUGGACCAUCGAGAGAUCCUUGGUAUGCCAAAAGCAAGCGCAAAUGUAGGAUCGUUGAACACCGUUUUCCCUGUUGGAACUUAAAAUCCUUGGCUAUUAAUUGUGUUUUCACUUUUUAACCCAAUUGCACCCUGUUAGUCUCAACAAUGUGGGUUUUUAAAAAAAGGUUUUUAUGAGCUCAGAUUAGUAGUGUGUGAAGAAUUUCACUAUAAGGGAGGGGUACCUUUCCAGUUGUUGCUGGACUACAACUCCAAUUAUCCUGAUCAUGGCCAAGCUGGCUGGUUCUGAUUAGUGUAGUACAUUGGAUACCCCUGCUGUAUAAGGUGUGUUUCCUGCCCUAUAGAACAAUUUCACUGAAGGAAGAAGUGUGGGUGUGUUAAGGAUAGAUCACGUAUACAAGAAUCUAGAUCUGAUCCAGUGGCUGAGAAUUGGGGAAAUGCACCCCAUUUCCCCCCUCUCAGCCCCAUGCCAUCCUGUUGUGUCUAUGCUGUACGGCUCUGCUUUCGUUUCUUCAGGGCUGUGGGGAAGACCUGUCUGUUGAUCAGCUACACGACCAAUGCCUUCCCCGGAGAAUACAUCCCCACUGUGUUUGAUAAUUAUUCUGCCAACGUCAUGGUAGAUGGGAAGCCAGUAAACCUGGGCCUGUGGGAUACAGCAGGACAAGAAGACUAUGACAGGCUACGACCUCUUUCCUACCCACAGACAGAUGUUUUCCUGAUCUGCUUCUCACUGGUGAGCCCAGCUUCCUUUGAAAACGUCCGAGCCAAGUGGUACCCAGAAGUUCGACAUCACUGCCCCAACACACCAAUCAUUUUGGUGGGCACCAAGCUGGAUCUGAGGGAUGACAAGGACACCAUUGAGAGGCUGCGUGACAAGAAGCUGGCUCCCAUUACCUACCCUCAAGGUCUAGCUAUGGCCAGGGAAAUUGGUUCGGUCAAGUACCUAGAGUGUUCUGCCCUUACACAGCGUGGCCUCAAGACUGUCUUUGAUGAAGCCAUCCGUGCUGUGCUCUGUCCUCCCCCCGUGAAGAAGCCUGGCAAGAAGUGCACCGUGUUCUAAGGGCAUCUGAGUUCAGCAUGUUAUGGGUGUCUCUCCUCCUUGUUAUGUGCCAGGAGGAAGCGUUCGCUGGGUGUUCCCGCAAUGGGAGAGGCGGGGCCCUUCAUCAUGUACGAAGUCAGUGUUUUUUAAAUGUCUCUUUGAUUUAACGUCUGUGUCGAUGUAAAAGGGCCGCAUGGGAGGAGGAGGAGCUCAAUGCUGUCCCCACCCCCAGGGCGGAGCAGUGGGAGGUGCAUGCUCCCCAUGUCUCCAUGCCGGGGGGUGGGAGGGGUA